This is a messenger RNA of Drosophila obscura, 1170 nucleotides long. RefSeq names its product gustatory receptor for bitter taste 22e-like. Gene Ontology annotation, biological process: sensory perception of taste. The record is from RefSeq and is a predicted model, not a curated record. Gene Ontology annotation, cellular component: membrane. The transcript has 2 exons. NCBI's taxonomy places the organism in Eukaryota, Metazoa, Arthropoda, Insecta, Diptera, Drosophilidae. Bases 1 to 1170 code for a protein of 389 amino acids.
AUGUUCCGCCGUGGUGGUGGCUUCCGACAGAAAUUAGUUCACUUCACCCUGAGGGGAGCGCUGUACGGCUCAUGGAUCCUGGGACUGUUCCCUUUCACCUACGACCGCUGGACGAGGAAAUUGCAUCGUUCCAAGUGGCUAAUUGGCUAUGGCAUCGUCCUCAAUGUGGGCAUCGUGGCCAUGAUCCGGGCCAACGACACGGAGACGGAGACACCCGUGCGUAUGGAGGUCUUCCAGCGAAAUCCCCUGGCCGAGCAAAUCAACGCCGCUCACGAUUUGCACAGCCUCGUUAUGGUAGCCCUGAUGCUGCUGCGGUGCUACUGGCGCAGCGAGGACAUUGCCAAGAUCCUCAACGAGCUGAUGGAUCUCCAGAGGUGCCACUUCCGCCACUAUACCCUGGACGAUAGCUGCAGCUUCGAUGACUUUGUGCUGUACAAGGGCUUGUCCGUGGUGCUGGAAGUCUGUUCUAUGCUCAUAAUGGAACUGGGAAUGAAUCCUAAAUACAGCCUGCAGCUGUUUCUCGGUGUCACCGGUCUAUGCACGAUCAUCCUGGGGGUCCUCCUGGGCGCCUCGCACUUCCAUCUGGCCGUCGUCUAUAUCUAUCGCUGUGUGUGGAUCGUGAAUCGAGAGCUGCUGCGAUUUGCCAACCAGCUGGCGGAGGGCGAAGCAGUGGACUCCUCCAGCGUGGACAGACUUCUCUGCCUGUACAGUCGCCUGCUGGAGCUGAACCGUCGCCUGGCCGGCCUCUACGACUACCAGAUGGUACUGGUGAUGGUCAGCUUUCUCUCCGCAAACAUCUUUGGCAUCUACUACUACAUCAUCUUCAGCAUCAGCCUGCACAAGGGCAUGGAUCUCAUCCUGUGGCUGAUUGUGCCCCAGGCCCUGAUCAUCAACAUGUGGGACUUCUGGCUGGCCAUCGCCGUAUGCGAUCUGGCCGAACGAACGGGCAGAAAGACCUCCACGAUCCUCAAGCUCUUCAAUGACAUCGAGCACUUGGAUGUGGCAAUGGAACGAAGUAUCUCGGACUUUGCUCUGUUCUGCAGCCAUCAAAGGUUUAGGUUCCGUCACUGCGGACUGUUCUACGUGAACUAUGGGAUGGGCUUCCGCAUGGCCAUUACCAGCUUCCUCUAUCUGCUGUUCCUCAUCCAGUUUGAUUUUAGCAAUCUCUGA